Cryptomeria japonica (Japanese cedar) is the source of this 599-nucleotide messenger RNA. RefSeq names its product phytosulfokines 2. NCBI's taxonomy places the organism in Eukaryota, Viridiplantae, Streptophyta, Pinopsida, Cupressales, Cupressaceae. Gene Ontology annotation, biological process: cell population proliferation. The transcript is spliced from 3 exons. Gene Ontology annotation, molecular function: growth factor activity. The record is from RefSeq and is a predicted model, not a curated record. The coding region runs from base 94 to 402 and encodes 102 amino acids. Gene Ontology annotation, cellular component: extracellular region.
UAUAAAAAGGUUGUUUCAGUUGCAGCCAUGGAAAUACAAGCUUUUCUUGAAUCUCUUUCAACUUGAAUUGGGCAGUUUUUCUUACACUCUAAAAUGGUGAAGUUGUGCAGAAGUUCAGCUCAGCAGAAAAGGCUGUGCCUUUUCACUCUCUGUAUUAUCCUCUUAGUGACUGCAGUCAUGCCUGCACGUCCACAUCAAAGAGGUGUCCUAAAAGCUUCCAUGGUGUUCACAAAAGAUCAAAUGGAGGUGAAAAACAUUAUUGGCAGCAACUUGGAAACAGAAGAAUCGAAGUUGGAUAAUAGGGAUUGCGGUGAUGAUGUGGAUGAAGAAGAAUGUUUAGAUAGGCGGACUUUGGUUGCUCAUACAGAUUAUAUUUAUACACAACACCACAAAAAGCCAUAGCCAUAACCAGAGUCUGUGUACCUCCCUCUCAAUGUGCACAUAUAACCAAACCUCUUUUGCAGCAGUGAAAAAUGUGUUCAGUUAAGUGAAUGCUUGGGUAGCUUUUAGAUCUGCACAUGCUUCUAAAUGAAGCAUGUACUUCAACUGUACUACUAAAUGUUAUGAAUGUUAUGUUUGUGUAUCUGUAUUUCCUGAUA